AUGGUGCAAUUUGAGGAAGAGAGAAGUGCAAGAAAGGCCGCUGAGUCUGAUAUGAGAGAUUACCAGAAGAGAGCUGAGUCUUCGAAAGGAAGGAUGAUGGUUCUACAAUCUGAGAUUGAGAUACGAGAAGAAGAGUUGAGGGAGUUGAGAAGCCAUUACUUCGAGAUGGAAGAGGAGCUGAGUAAGGCUAAGCAAGAACGUCAAGAAUGUCAAGACUACAUGGACAACUUUGCAGUUCAAAUUAACUCCAAAAUAGCCGAGCUGGAUAUAGAAAAGGAAGAACUGCAGAGGGUAAGGGAUAAGUUAGCACGGUCAGAGGAUAUGGUUCGAGUUUUGGAAAGAAGUAAUGAAUCCUUAGGGGCCAGCAACGAAGUGAUAAUUGCAGAUAACACCGUGUUCCAUGAUAAGAUAAGGCAUAUGACAAAGCAGGUCGAGCAAGCAGCCCGCUAUGUGGAAAGGUUGCAACAACAAGCCACCCAAGUUGGAAAUAACGCUGCAAAGUAUCGAGAAUACAUGGGGGCCAUCACCUCUUUUAUUGGGGACUUAGCUAAUAGAGGAAAUGCCUUUUAA
Populus trichocarpa (black cottonwood) is the source of this 570-nucleotide messenger RNA. RefSeq lists its product as uncharacterized. The transcript has a single exon. Lineage: Eukaryota; Viridiplantae; Streptophyta; Magnoliopsida; Malpighiales; Salicaceae. The coding region runs from base 1 to 570 and encodes 189 amino acids. The record is from RefSeq and is a predicted model, not a curated record.